UUUUCUUAGCAAUUUAAGAAGUGUUUGAUUAUCAUAAGCAAAAGUUUUACGAAAGAAACAUAACGAUGGGGUUGGCUUCCUGGUGUUUGUUCCUUGUCCUCCUGCAGUACUUUUCAUCAUGGGGAGGUGAAUGUAGAGAGACGAAAUUAGAAGAACAGUGGAAGUGGAACAACGAAGAUUACAAUGAUGUGAAAAGAAGUAACUAUAUGUAUCUACGACUACCUCGUGAGUUGGGAAGAGAAGGCAAUGAUGAUGAUCGUCGCGGCCAUGGACAUGGACAUGGUCAUAUGCACAUGCAUAUGCAUGUCCAUGGUGAUGGAUCAUCAUCAUCAUCCGAUCUUGAGCUUACAGAACUAGAACAACAACAAUCGAUUGUUUUCAACUUGAAGGACCUAAAAGUGGGCCUAACGAAGGCCAUUUAUUUUCCAAAGAAGAAACAUACUGCUCCCAUUUUGCCAAGGCAUUUAGGGGAUUACUCUGUUCCAUUCUCCUCAAAGGAACUUCCCAACAUUCUUAGGCUAUUCUCAAUCCCUCAAGGCUCACAAACAGCCAAAGCCAUGGAGGCGACUCUCCAGACCUGUGAGUCCGGAGGCGUAGAUGGAGAAACAAGGAUCUGUGCUACUUCCUUCGAGUCAAUGCUUGAAUUCGUACGUGGCAUCUUCGGAUUGGACAACUUCGGUCACGGUUUGACACAUCUGACAACGACCUCCUACAAUGAUUUUUCCCAUGCGAUUUUCCAAAACUACACCGUUUUGGAGGAUCUGGAGGAGAUAACAUCCCCCAAGAUGGUAGCAUGCCAUGUUAUGGAGUUUCCUUACGCUGUGUAUUUAUGCCAUAGCAUGAGGGACUGGAAGUUCUUCAAAAUGUCAUUAAGGGGCCAAAAGGGAGACAUCGUUAAUGCCAUUUCCAUUUGUCACAUGGAUACCUCUCAGUGGGACCCACAUCACGUUUCGUUCACCGUGCUUGGAUAUGGUCCUGGCAUGGGACCUGUCUGUCAUUUCUUCCCUGACCAGACUAAUUUUCUAUGGUUUCCUUCCACUAUUUCAAUCUAGCGCAUAUAUAUAUAAUAAAAAAUAAAUCUGCUGUGCUCUAUCUUCAAUAAAAACUAUUGGAAUGUAUUUGUCGUUUCUUUCAUGUGGCGUUGUUAUAAGUUGUAUCUCUGAUGAUGUUGUGUUAUAUUGCUUUGUAAUUUCGGUGAAAUAAUAAAAGAUAUUAAAGACCUA
Humulus lupulus (European hop) is the source of this 1223-nucleotide messenger RNA. Its product is annotated as BURP domain protein USPL1-like. Lineage: Eukaryota; Viridiplantae; Streptophyta; Magnoliopsida; Rosales; Cannabaceae. The record is from RefSeq and is a predicted model, not a curated record. Bases 66 to 1052 code for a protein of 328 amino acids. The transcript has 2 exons.